Candidozyma auris is the source of this 909-nucleotide messenger RNA. RefSeq names its product tRNA methyltransferase TRM7. The transcript has a single exon. The coding region runs from base 1 to 909 and encodes 302 amino acids. Gene Ontology annotation, cellular component: cytoplasm. NCBI's taxonomy places the organism in Eukaryota, Fungi, Ascomycota, Pichiomycetes, Serinales, Metschnikowiaceae. The record is from RefSeq and is a predicted model, not a curated record. Gene Ontology annotation, biological process: tRNA methylation; cytoplasmic translation. Gene Ontology annotation, molecular function: tRNA methyltransferase activity.
AUGGGGAAGUCAUCGAAGGACAAAAGGGACAUCUAUUACAGGGAGGCCAAGGAAAGAGGCUACAGGGCACGGUCUGCUUUUAAGCUCUUACAAAUUGACGAGAAAUUCAACAUUUUUGAAGGCGUUAGCCGUGUGGUGGAUCUAUGCGCAGCUCCAGGUUCUUGGUCCCAGGUCUUGAGUGAAAAACUCCACAACAGCUCAAAGUCAAAGGACAAUGCUAAAAUAGUUGCCGUAGAUCUCCAACCCAUGAUCCCCAUUGAAGGCGUAACUUGUCUUCAGGCUGACAUUACCCAUCCCAAGACACUUCAAAGCAUAUUGGAACUUUUUGGCGGUGAACCUGCCGAUCUUGUGGUGAGCGAUGGUGCUCCAGAUGUCACAGGGCUCCAUGAUCUUGAUGAAUAUAUUCAGUCCCAGCUUAUAUUGGCUGCUCUUCAACUAACAACUUGCAUACUUAAAGAUGGUGGCACAUUCAUAGCUAAGAUCUUUAGAGGUAGAGAUAUUGACUUGCUCUACAGCCAGCUAGGGUACUUGUUUGAGAAGGUCGUAUGUGCUAAACCACGUUCUUCUCGUGGAACCUCGCUCGAGGCAUUCGUCGUGUGCAUCGGUUAUAGACCUAGACCUGGGUGGAAUCCUCGCCUCGAGCUAGGGAAGUCGACUGAAGAGUUCUUCGAGAAUGCUGAUAUCGGCAAAAGCUAUAUACGUGAGAACUUCGAGCUUCCAGACGAAGAGGAACGAUUCAUACCGUCAUUUGUUGCUUGUGGCGACUUGGAUAUGGGGGAUUCCGAUGCCACAUACGAGUUGAACUCGAAUACAGCCAAGCAGAAUCUCAAACCGGUGCAGAUGCCUACAGCUCCUCCCUACAAAAAAGCAUUGGAGAUGAAGAGGAAGGGAAAUCUUGUUAGACGAUAA